AUGGACGCCCAAGACGGUCCAGAUGACGUGAGUCGACCUCGACAACCAAAGGCUCUGAUCUCCUCUCAACUGCGUGUCAAAUCAGCCGUCAGGGAUCUUCUGGACACGCCUAGCGAGCUACAUAUGUUCGAUGACAAUGACAGCUGUGAGGAGUCCUCUGUAUCCACUUGCACCAAGUCGUCACUGAGAAAGGCAUUGUUCGGCGCCAGCGAAGGAAAGAGCUCGAGUUGGACCAUGCUUCUUGACUUCCAGCCCAACCUCUUGAUGGGAGACAACCUUGCUGAAAUCCAACAUCAUUUCGGCGAUGUUGACCCGGAACAAGCAAAGGAGCUGUGGAUGGACAGUUGGCGCGACGUCUUUACGAGCUACACAGACGAGGUCUGGGGAGAUCUCGGUUCCCUCGUCCGAGAGGCCCAAAAGGAAGUCGAGAAGGCGCGGGAGCAUGGGCAGGGACAGGGGAGAACCGAUAUGAAGGCGCUCCAGCGGCUCAGACAGAUUCUAGCGCAUGUUCGGGGACCACACGGUUAA
Colletotrichum chrysophilum is the source of this 528-nucleotide messenger RNA. RefSeq lists its product as uncharacterized. NCBI's taxonomy places the organism in Eukaryota, Fungi, Ascomycota, Sordariomycetes, Glomerellales, Glomerellaceae. The transcript is spliced from 2 exons. Bases 1 to 528 code for a protein of 175 amino acids. The record is from RefSeq and is a predicted model, not a curated record.